AUGACGAAGCAGUGCAAAGGCCUCAAAUUCUUAGAUCAGCGUGGCUGCUGGGACGUUGAUGAUAAGAUUUUGCAAGAGAAGUAUCCUGGGCUAAAAAUCCUCGGCCCCCGCAUGGAGAACUGCUAUUGGAAGGUAUUUUUCGCCCCUGGCCGAGAUGGCCGGAAUCCGUUUUUCUCGGCGGAAAUUCAAAACGCAGAUGAGAACAGCUUCUGGGAUGAGUGCUCGGAUGAUGACUCCAUCUAUUCAUGGGAAGAUUUCACAGACGAUGACUACUUCGCCAUCGGGAGUGACAACGAGGCCAUAUGGGACGACGAUCACGCUCUCGAAGGACUAGAAGUUAGAUUCUACGGUGGUGUAUUCGGCGAAGGCUUCGCUGGUUUGGACUGGCCAGAAUCUCCAUGA
Molecule: messenger RNA, 402 nt
Organism: Triticum turgidum subsp. durum (durum wheat)
Lineage: Eukaryota; Viridiplantae; Streptophyta; Magnoliopsida; Poales; Poaceae
Source: the annotation of a GenBank genome assembly